Mycena indigotica is the source of this 2505-nucleotide messenger RNA. RefSeq names its product Fatty acid synthase. Bases 1 to 2505 code for a protein of 834 amino acids. The transcript has 7 exons. Gene Ontology annotation, molecular function: fatty acid synthase activity. Gene Ontology annotation, biological process: long-chain fatty acid biosynthetic process. The record is from RefSeq and is a predicted model, not a curated record. Lineage: Eukaryota; Fungi; Basidiomycota; Agaricomycetes; Agaricales; Mycenaceae. Gene Ontology annotation, cellular component: fatty acid synthase complex.
AUGCGAGCCACUGAAGCCCGCGUCGAGCGGGCCAGCCGCCACACGCACAGCCGGCCCGGGAAGCCGGUCAUCGAGGUCGUUUCCGCCUUCCUCUACCGUGGUCGCUUUACCGACUACGAGAACACUUUCGAGACGACGGAGGAACCUGACUACGUUGUCAAGCUCGAAACGGAUGCUGCUGUUGGUGUUCUGCAAUCGAAGGAAUGGUUCGAGUGGAUCGACGAGUCGAAGCCGCUCAAUGUCACCGUUACCGGUCAAGUCUUCGUCCGCAACCAGCUGAAGGAGCUCAUUCCUGUUGGCUCAAUCGACUUCGAGCCAGAUGACGGCCGUGGUAACCCGGUCGUUGCUUACAUUCAACGACAUGGUGUCGCGCAAGGUCUCUCGACGCCUCUCCCCAACGAGGGCUACACAUUGAACUCGACCCCAAUUUCGUUCCACGCUCCACUUACCAACGAGCCUUACUCGAAGGUCUCGGGUGACUUCAAUCCCAUCCACAUCAACCCGUACUUCUCCGACUAUGCCUCCCUCCCUGCCACGAUCACCCAUGGAUUGGACACCCUGAACGCGUUCUCUCCUACGACGUCUCGUUCGUUGGCAUGGUCAUUCCUGGUGACGAACUCAGUGUCAAAAUUCGCCACGUUGGCAUGCGGGAUGGAAGCAUCGUCGUCAACAUUGCCACUUCUAUGUAACUCUCGUGGCGAGAAGGUGCUAGGGGGCUCGGCCGAGGUUUCGCAACCCACCACGGUCAACGUUUUCACGGGUCAAGGUUCGCAAGAGCAGGGCAUGGGCAUGGACUUGUACAAUUCAUUGCCUGCUGCUCGUGCCGUCUGGGAUGGAGCCGACACCCACUUGCUUGCAGUCUAUGGCUUCUCGAUCGUCGAGAUCGUCAAGGACAACCCGAAGGAGAAGACCAUCCACUUUGGUGGUAUCAAGGGUCAAGCUAUUCGUCGUCGCUACAUGGACAUGACCUACGACACGAUGGACAAGGACGGGAACGUCAAGACCCUCCCGCUCUUCUCGGACAUUGAUGUUCGCACGCCCAAGUAUACCUUCAGCCACCCGCAAGGUCUGCUUUUCGCAUCCCAGUUCGCUCAAAUCGCGCUUGUUGUCACCGAGGAGAAGGCCGCUUUCGAGGACAUGCGCAUGAAGGGCUUUGUUCAGAAAGACUGCGCUUUCGCUGGCCACAGUCUUGGAGAGUAUUCUGCCCUGGCCUCAAUUGCCGAUGUCCUCCACAUCUCCGCCCUCGUCGAUGUCGUCUUCUACCGUGGUAUUACCAUGCGGCGCGCUGUCGAGCGUGACGCGCACAACCGCUCCAACUACGCGAUGUGUGCUGUUAACCCGAGUCGUAUCUCCAAGACUUUCACCGAUGCGGCGUUGCGAGAGGUUGUUGAUACUAUUUCGACUUUGACAGGUACUUUGCUUGAGAUCGUCAACUUCAACGUCGAGGGUCAGCAAUAUGUCUGCGCUGGAGAACUUGUCGCUCUGCAAACGAUGACGAAUAUGCUCAACUACUUGAAGAUUCAGAAGAUCGACAUCUCCAAGGGUAUGUUGCUGACGGAGCCGUUCACCGUCGAAAAGGUCAAGGAGAUGCUGGGAGACAUCGUCAAGGAAUGCUUCGGUCGUGCCCAAGACCAGCAUAAGGCGGAGGGCCACAUCAAGCUCGAGCUACCUCUGGGCUGGUGUUUUGCCCUUCCGAGCUUGUAUGCGUUUUUUCGUUUUCAUUUUCACUUUGCUAAAUCAUUCUUUUCCGACUUGUCGAAGAAGAUCACCGUUACCCAGCUUGAUCUCGACAUGCUCAUGGGCAAAUACAUCCCCAAUCUCAUCGCUAUCCCCUUCGCUAUGACCAAGGAGUAUGCGCAAAUCAUUUACUACCAGACUUCUUCCCCACGUCUCGAUAAAGUUCUCAAGAAGUGGGACCAGGAGAACUGGUCAAGUGCCGAGCAACGUCAGAAGCUCGCCUACAUCAUCCUUGUUGAGCUCCUCGCUUACCAAUUCGCGUCCCCUGUCCGUUGGAUUCAGACUCAGGAUCGCCUUUUCACCGAAUUUGCCUUCGAGCGUUUGAUUGAACUUGGACCCUCUCCCACUUUGACCGGAAUGGCCACUCGUACUGUUCAACGCUCAGUGCUGGACAUGUUCCUUGGGUCUUGUCAUUGUCAUCCUUCGCUUCCUUUCGGGACACUUAUCUUAUUCAAAACCCUUGGUCGUUUAUUCAAUUUCGGACACAUAACUGUCUUCGCCUGCAGCGAUUUUGUCCCGGUUCGUCUGCAAAAUCAACACGUCAAGUGUGGUCUACGCCUUUACUCGUGGGGCGGAUCGCCUCUUUUUACUGGGACAGGAUGGUACAAUGGCAUGGUUUCCAUUCGUCCUCCUCAAGAGACAAUUUGUUCUCGGCCCGUUCUUCUGGCCCUCCGCACCUUCAAGCUGUCAUCACUCUCGUCAACUCAUUGUCAGACGACCCAAUCCACUCCGUCCGUUGCCUGUGGAGGUGGAGGCUGCCCGUCAUAG